AUGAAAGGAAAUAAAAGUAAAAUUAUUGAAUGUCCAAUUCCAUCAUUUUGUCGUCCUUCAUUUCCUACUCUUGGGAUGCUGAUAAGUAAGAAGCUAAAGAAACAAAGGGUCAAGAUACCAACAAACAACAAGAAUGGUAUGACACUUAAAUAUAAUCAUCCAAAACUUCAACAAAAGAAUUCAGAAAUACUACAUUGUUCAAAUAAUCAAUUGAUGGAAUUUACAUUACCAUUCAUUGAUGAAUUUCAUAUCAAUAAUGAUAUUUUUGAUAAAUUAUGUCUUGGAAAACCUCAACAAAUUCCUUCAAGCAAAAUGAUUGAAUUAGUGCUUAGUCAAACCCCAUUUGAAGUAAUUACAGAUACAGAAAAAGAAGAUACGGAUUAUUUUGAUAUUCCAACUCCAUGCUAUAAAACAAUUAACAAAGAAGUUGAUAAUGAAAAUGUUUUUAAAAUAAUUUGGCAUGAAGUUGAUAUUGUAAUGGAUGAAAUUCUAUUUGAUAAAUAUGAAGUGGAAUUUGUUUCUCCACCAUUUCAACAACAAUUAGAAAUACAAGAACAUCAUUGUUUUAAUGGAAUAACAUUACAUGUCAGUCCAUUUAACCAUCAAGUGAUUAACGAAGAAAGUUCUUUUAAUAAUGAGAAAAUAAGUUGUGCAAAAGAUAGCCAACUUUUUGAGAUAGAGGAAGUUUUAUUUGAUCCAAUAUUAGAAAAUGAAUUUGAACAAGACAUACAGAUAGAAACAAAAAUGAUAAUUGAAAAUGAAGAAAGUUGGGAAAGAGUAAAGAAAGAUGGAAAGAAAUGGAUGGAAAAAUGGAAAGAGAAGAAAGACAUAAUUUGGAAAAUGAAAAAUCUCAAUAAUUUACAAUUACCAAAUGUCAAAACAAAAAACUCGACAUUACUUUUUCCAUUCAUCACAAAGAAGUUUUUUAUUGAAGAAUAUAAUUUAAGAGUGUUUGACCUUAAUACAGUGUCUUUUAAAGAGAAGUAUGGAAGGAUGGCAUUACUUAAAAUGACUGAACUAAAAGAACCAAAAAGAGGAAAUGAAGUAAUAAAAAAAGAAGAGAAAAUGCCAGAAAAAGUAAAGACAAUAAUGACAAAUGAAGAUUUUGAAAUAGAAGAAGAAAACAAUAAAGAAGAAACAAGUUCUAUUGACUCUAAUGAAAUACAAGAAAUAUUAAAUGAAAUGAAAUCUAUAACAACUAAAAUCAGUAAACAAAUUGAAGAAAAAACAAAAGCCGAAACAAAAGAAGAAAUACCACAAAAGAACCAAAUUAUUCAAAUAAAAAAUCCAAAAGAAGAAAUAGAAAAAGCAGAAAAACUAAUGAAAGAGAUGACAUUUAAUAUAUCAUAUUCACAAGAACUAAAGGAAAGAUUUAAAAACAGAAAAACGGUAAUACAAAAUAAAGGAACAAGUAAAUUUAAGAAAAGAAUAAAGAAAGAAGAAAAUAAAGAAAUAGAUUUACCUUACAUCAAACCAAUUGAGAUUAAAAGUAAAAUUAGAGAGAAAUUAAUGAAUAAAGUUGACCAGUACUUUAAUUUAACAAAUGAAAAUAUUUUUCAAAUGAAUGAAUUGAACAAAACAUUUCCUUGGAAUAAAAAACAUAAAGAAGUUAUUAUUCCAACUAAUGUUAUGACUAAUAUCAAGAAAAUGAUUUAUCUUGUUGAUAGCAAUGAUUUUGUACAAAGUUACAAAACAAUGACAACAGAAAAUAGAAAGAGAAGAAAUUUAUUUUUAUCUCCUUGUUAUCUUGUUUCAUUCAUUGCAACAGAAAUGAACUCUAUAAUCCAGGUUCAACCAAAUGCAAAAUUUCUUAUUUGUUGUGAACCAAUAUUUGUUGAUUAUAUUCAAAUAUUGAUUGUAUAUUAUCUUGAAAAAGACGCUAAUUGUUCAUUUGGUUUGAUUCAAGAAGAUAAAACAAAAGAAAAUAAUGACAUGAUUUCAUUUAUUAGCUUAAAAGAUAUUAGAGAAGAUAUUAUUAAGAAGUACAACCAAGUCUUUUAUAUUAAUAAGUUGUCAAACCAUGGGAUUUGUUUUAAUUAUAUCGACAAAAUCAACCAAGAACAAAUAACAAAACAAAAAGACUGUAUCAGAAAAGGAUUUAAACCAAUUACAUAUCAUAUCAUUAAUACAGAAAAUUGUCCGGUGAAAGAAAAAUUACUCAAAUUUCUCAUUGAAACAAAUCAACCUAACGAACUAAUAACUAAAUUAGUUCAAACAGACGAUAUUGGAAGUGUUAUUGAUAAAUUAUCUCAACAAGAAUUUGAUGAAAUUAAAAGAAAUUAUGAAAAUGGAAUAGUUAUUGAUAACCAAAUUGAAGAAGUUGUUAAUCAUUGGAUAAAAACAAGAAACACAAAACUCUUUGACAUAAUUUCUUUCAAUCCAUUAAUCCAAACAAAAGAAAUUAAAGAAAUUAAAUGGAAUCUUAUCACAGAGCUAUUAGUUAUUUUUCCAAAUGAUCUUCUAACAAUUAGUUUAAUAGGAGAAUUAUGUUUAACUAAUAAAAUUACAUUAACUCUUGUUAUUAACUCAUUACAAAAAAUCCCAUCUAUUGGUUCAAUAGCAUUAUCAAAUGAAUUAAUGAGAAAACAUAUUAAAGAUAUUGACACUUUACAAAUAAAACUCAAAGAAAUUAAAACCCAGCAAAUUGUUACUUAUCUUCCUCCUCUUUUUAUUCAAAGGAAUUAUUCCAUUAAAUGUAUUGUGAGUGAAAGUGUUAUUCAAUUGUUUCAGUCAGAUCCAUCUAUUCAAUGUAUUUCAAGAUUUUGUUCAUCUUCUCUGGUGUUUUGUUCAUCAAAUCAAUUGGUCAUUAUCAUUGAUUUAUCUCAUGUUAGUUGGAAAGACAAUAUACUUUCUGUUUCUUCUUAUUUUAACACAAACUCUAUUUGCCUUUUAUUUCAGCACAACUCAGUAUCUUCUUUGCUUUGCUUCAUCUCUAUCUUCUCUCUCUUUAUGAAAUACCAUUUUCCUAUUUACUUUUCAAUAGAACCUUCAUCUAUUUCUUUACUUCUUCAUUCCCUUACUCCUCAAUCUGAUCCAAGAGAUUGGUUAAUUGACCGAGAGUCAGUGUUUGAACAUUUACUAACUUCAAUCUCUUUUAUCCAACCAUUUACUGCUCAAUUCUUAUUGUCUCAUUACUCUUUGUCAGAUUUAUGUACAUCUUCUAUUCAUCAAAUCCCUUGUAUUCCUUCUUCUCUAAUUACCUCUCUCAACCAUCUAGUAAAGUACCAUCUAUAA
Entamoeba histolytica HM-1:IMSS is the source of this 3234-nucleotide messenger RNA. RefSeq lists its product as uncharacterized. The transcript has a single exon. The record is from RefSeq and is a predicted model, not a curated record. Lineage: Eukaryota; Evosea; Mastigamoebida; Endamoebidae. The coding region runs from base 1 to 3234 and encodes 1077 amino acids.